GGGCGGCGCGGGGGUGGGGGGCCCCGGCGAGGGCCAGGAGAGGAAGGGCUGCCGGAGGUUUCCCUCCUCCUCCUCCUCGCUCGGGGGAAGCGGCCCUCCCCGUGACAGUCCAUUUCCUGGCCGGAGCGGGCCGCGGGCGGAGGGCGAGACGGGCAGCGGCGGCAGCUGCUCGGCAUGGUCUUCUCGCUGCCGGCCCCCGCCGCUCCUCGCCCGCCGCCUCCUCCUCCUCUUCCGCCUCCGGCCGCCGCUACUGUGUAGCGAUGCUGCAGGGCCGGCGCGGCGCCCGCAGCGGAAGCCGCGAUGGUCUGAGUGCGAAUUGCAGCCGGGCUCUGCCUUCCUGGAAUCAGAGAGCUACACCCUCCUGGGCUGCCCUUUAAGGAGGGGGAAGCCGAAGAGCUUGCCUCCCCCCUCCCCAGCUGUCUGUUUCGUGGCCUGGCAGGAAUUCUUGCCCAUUUGCCCUCCUCCCUCCCUGGGUGUCUGUGGCGGAGGGAAGCCUGGCACCCCCCUAGCUGAAGAAGAGGAAGAAGAAGCCAAGGGGGGGGGCAAGGAGGACACUUCGGGGACCAUGAAGAAGUUUUUUGACUCUCGCCGGGAGCAGGGAGGAUCCGGCGCUGGUUCAGGCACCCUUGGAGGCGGCAGCGGCAGCAGCAGCACAGGGCCUGGCAGCGGAUACGUUGGCCGUGUCUUCAAUGUGGGGAGGCAGCAGGUGACGGUGGAGGAGGUCGUGGCAGAAGGUGGCUUCGCUAUCGUAUUUCUGGUGAAGACCAGCAAUGGGAUGAAAUGUGCCCUCAAACGAAUGUACGUGAACAACGAAUACGACUUGCAAGUUUGCAAACAGGAAAUCCAGAUUAUGAGGGAUCUUGUGGGUCACAAGAACAUUGUCGGGUACAUUGAUUCCACCAUAAACUCAGUCAGCAGUGGAGAUGUGUGGGAAGUCCUAAUCUUGAUGGAUUUUUGCCGAGGAGGCCAAGUAGUGAAUCUGAUGAACCAGCGCUUGCAGACGGGAUUCAUGGAAAACGAAGUCCUGCAAAUCUUUUGCGACACUUGUGAAGCUGUGGCCAGGCUGCAUCAGUUCAAAUCGCCUAUUGUUCACCGGGAUCUGAAGGUGGAGAACGUCUUGUUACACGAUCGUGGCCACUAUGUCCUCUGUGACUUUGGCAGUGCCACCAAUAAAUCACAGAACCCUCAGUUGGAGGGAGUGAACAUAGUGGAGGAAGAAAUUAAGAAGUAUACCACACUCUCGUACAGAGCUCCAGAGAUGGUGAACCUCUACAGCGGCAAACUGAUCACCACAAAAGCGGAUAUCUGGGCCUUGGGCUGUUUGCUCUACAAACUCUGCUAUUUUACUCUGCCAUUUGGAGAGAGCCAAGUGGCCAUUUGCGACGGCAACUUCACCAUUCCUGACAACUCACGCUACACCCAGGAGAUGCACUGCCUAAUCAGGUACAUGCUGGAACCUGAUCCUGACAAGAGGCCAGACAUUUACCAGGUCUCUUACUUUGCAUUCAAGCUGGCCAAGAGGGAAUGUCCUGUCCCCAACACCCAGAAUUCUCCAAUUCCUGCCAAACUUCCAGAGCCUGUGAAAGCUAGCGAAGCUGCUGCUAAGAAAACCCAGCCCAAAGCUAGGCUGACGGAUCCUAUUCCUACAACAGAAACAUCCAUCACGCCACGCCAGAGACCCAAAGCCGGGCAAACUCAACCCAAUCCAGGAAUUCUGCCCAUUCAACCUGCCUUGACUCCCAGGAAGAGGCCUGCGGUCCAGGCUAGCAUCCAGCCACAAGCUCCAGCUCCUCUGGCGGCUGGCCAGUCUCCCCUUCCUGCAGCCAUUCCUCAGCCAAAUUCUCUGCCUCAACCGACCCAGCCCAAGGCCACUGGUGCUGCCCAGCCGGUGGCUGCUGCGGCCACAGCACAAGCCCAGCUCCCUUCAGCCCAGGCCACGCCGCAGCACCAGCUCUUCCUCAAGCAGCCGCAGCCGCCGGCCACGGCUCUCUUUUACCAGCAGCCCCCGCAGAUGACACCCCUGCAGGUACAACAGGCCAGGAUACCACAGGCUGCCCCGACGUCCGGAAAGCCGCAAUUCCCGGUGGUGCCGCAGGGAGCAGUGGCCGCCACGCCGCCGCCACCACAGCUGUUGGCCCAGCAAGCCGCCAUCCAAGCCAAGAUUGUUGCCGGGCAGCAGAAGCCCCCCGCACAGGUCCUGCAGCAACCGCAGGUGCCGCCUUCAGUUGCGCCAGCAGUGCCCAGCCAGGAACCCCCGCAAGCACCUCCAAGACAACAAAAGAUGUCAACCACUCCUCCAUCAGCUAUCCAGGGACAGAAGGUGGGGUCUCUCACACCACCAUCGUCCCCCAAGACUCAGCGAGGUGGCCACCGGCGGAUUCUAAGCGAUGUGACCCACAGCACCGUCUUUGGGGUCCCAGCCAGUAAAUCAACACAACUGCUACAGGCAGCAGCUGCAGAAGCCAGCCUCAAUAAGUCCAAGUCUGCCUCAACUACCCCUUCAGGGUCUCCAAGGACUUCUCAGCAAAAUGUCUACAACCCACCAGACGUCUCUACUUGGAACCCUUUUGAUGAUGACAACUUCUCCAAGCUGACGGCAGAGGAGCUGCUGAAUAAGGAUUUUGCAAAACUAAGCGAUGGUAAACCUCCUGAGAAGCUUGACAGUUCAACGGAGAACCUGAUCCCAGGUUUUCAGGCAGCACCUUCCGCAGCGCAGUUGGACGCCUUCGGCUCUUCUCCUCUUGCACCCAUAUCAGUUGAAAAAACAAAAGAUAUUCUGGAUACCAGCCCUCCACUUCUGGUUGUUGCUGACCCUUUCAUUCCUCUUCCACUGUUAGAUACACCAGGAAAAGCUGACCUCGCUGCCGAGAGCCUCAUCCCUGGCCUGGAGGCUCCUGUGCCCCAGCUCACGUCCUCCCAGGCAGAUUCAGUGGCUUCUAGCAGAGCAGAUUCAAUCACUGUGGAUGACUCCUUGCUUGAUUGCUCUCUGCUUUCUAACCCUGGCACUGAUCUCCUGGAUGAGUUCGCUCCUUUAGCUGUUUCAUCCCAAACUCACAAAGAAGAUACUAACCUGAUAUCAGGCUUUGAUGUCCCUGGGGGCACUGAAAAAGUGACAGAAGAUGAGUUUGACCCCAUCCCUGUGUUAAUAUCCAAAAAUUCACAAGGACUGCAGGGGAAGCCAGCUGCCUAUUUCAUGGUCAGCCCCGAGCAAGAGCGAAGGCCGGGGGCCGCCGGUUCCUUGCUAUCGAAUAAGCCCCAGCCGAGCCAACUCGCAGGAGAAGCCGAUUUCCUCGUGAGGGAUGGUCUCUCCAGCAACAGCUCCUUCCACAGCAGCGAAGGAGAAGGGACCGACCACGAGGGAGACAUCCUGGACUGCAGUGGAUCCAGACCUCUGCUGAUGGACUCGGAGGAGGAAGAGGAGGCUUGUAAAAUGAACCCCCCUCUUCAGGAGAGGGGAGGAGGUUCUCCAAAGGACCUGAACCUCCAACCGGCCCAGAAUGCGCCGGUUCUCUUCAAUGCUUUCCCACAACGAGCUGCGGGAAGGUCCGAAGAAGACACCGAUGUGUUUGCCACGGCCCCUUUCCGAGGCUCUAAAAGCUACUGUGAUGACUUGGACAUUUUCACGAAUGCCCCCUUUCUCUCCAAAAGCCAGGGGUUCUCUCAGCAGCUGGACGAAGGCGACGUGUUCCUUAAAGCUCCAUUCACCAAGAAGAAAAGCCAGGAGGAGCUGGCGGCACAACCUCCUGCCACUGGACCAUUCCUGGGCGCAUCUGGAGUUGCUCAAUACGCAUGUGCCCCUACCUUCCAGAACCUGGAUGUGGGAACCCAUGGCUCCCUCCUUCCCCAGGGUCAGUAUUCGGGAGCCUCAUCGGUUAAGCCCUCCAGAGCAAGUGAUGGCCCAGAGGCCCACCCUCCCAAAGGCGCUUCUGGAGAACUCGGCCCCGUUGCCAACGACACACUCCAAAGACACGUGGGCCUCCAGGAAGGCUUCUUGGGAUCACAGACCAGCCCACCUUUCCACCCACAGUCCUUAGCUAAAUACUCCCGACACUACAGCCCAGAAGGCAGGCCACGAGCCAGUGCUGAACCCAUAGCGGCUUACAAAGUCGUAUCUCAGACUAACAGGCAGGUGAUCGCUGGGUCAGUUUCUAUCGCCUCUCUUUCCUCGAGGACUAAAGAACUUCCCGCUACUGACCCAUUUUCUUCUGCCCCCUUUCCUUCCAAACUGGGGAAGCAGAAGCCCUAAAUGGUUUCUCUGGUGGCUUCCUUCCAGCAUGUGGCUUCUGAUCGGACUGGUAUCUUCUUCUUAAGAACGUGCAAAGGGACUCCAUGAAAUGGAACACACCCUCUCUAUUUCAACCAUCAUGCUCAACACUCUUGCUGUGGUGGGACCUUCCUGGCUCCUAGGAAGUCUUCUCCUCAGAGCCCCAUGGAGGCUUUUGGGUUGGUUCUGCAGCCACUAUCAGCUGACCAACACAUUUUCCAGUCUAAAACUGUUUGGGUAAAUAUUUAUUCUUAAGCCAGUAAUCCCGCAGGCGAUCUAGUAGAUAGGACCUGUUCUACCUUGAUUGAAGGUUCACGGAACAUCUCCACAUCGUGUCAAAUGCGUCUGUACCAGGAAAAGAAACGAUAACCAAAUGGAAGAUUAUUUAUUUUGUUUUCUUUGGCCUACCAAGAAGCCAGGAGGACUCUACUUCUUCCUACUAUUUCUGGAGUAAAUUCUCCAUUGGAAACCGGAGUCGUCUUCUUCAAUGUGCAUUUUCAGUUCUUUUUAUCUGAAUUGAAUACCUAUCCUGAGCCAUGUUCUAUCUAGGCGAACGUUGGCUGGGAUUUAGUCUUACCCGACAGUAUAACAGACAGUUGUGCAGGCUACAGACCGUUUCUGUUAUUUGCUGUUCUUUGCAUAAGCCUGGGAAGGCUGGUAGUUUAAAAGAGGUUUUGCUGGCUUUUUAAAGGGGAGUUUUUGUAACUUUUGUAAAGCUUCCCCAUCAUUUGCUCUCUCCCCCCCCUUUUUUUUGUGCAAAACCAGUUUUUUCCUUCCUAUGAGAGAUCAUCCAAAAAAUUGUUAAGGGAAAAUUCCUACGUCCUUGGCUUUGAACUCCACUUUCUCCCGGGCUGAAUUUUCUAGCUUUAUACUUCCAAAGCCACCUGUUUUUCCCCUCCUUUUGCCACCGAACCCCUGAAUUUGCUGUCCCCCCUGGAUCUGAAAAAGUGCUUUACCCAGCAGUCACGGCUUCCAACGCUGCAGAAUGAAAGCAAGCAGCCUUUCCUUGUGUUUAACCCUUGAGGAAUGAUGCACUUUUUCUGAGCCUUUGCAAACCACGAGAUAAGCCUUGUUCCACUUUCUCUGCCUCCUCUCCUCUGCCCCCCAUUCGUGGAUAGGGUAGGAAAGGAAAAUCAGACAUCCCUCUUCCCUAUGUUCGUUCAUGUGUAACUCUGCCCCCCAAAUUGGUGCACUUGGUCUGAGCGUGCCCCUUCGCACUCCUGAAUGUGAUAAUUCAGACCUUUCUAUCUUUCUAUGGGUUUGUUCUGUCCUGGCGGAAGGGCAGGGGAGUUGCGAGUAAGAGGGCACAUUGGGGGUGGGUCCUCUUUGAUACUAGCUUCUCUCAAAUGUAUACCCUCCACCUGAGCUAGAUUUCAAAUUUCAUAAUCUCCACCCUACCUGGCUCACCCCAAUUAGGUUGCACCUGUUCGAUACACACGAUUGAGCUCAUUUGCAACUUUGGGUGCAGUUACAUCUCUUGGAUGUUCAGAGUCGAUCCUUGUUUUUUGUUUGGCACUGGACAGAUGACCAAUGAAAUGCUUCCCCCCUGAGUGAUUUUUUUAAGGUGUUCAAUCAGCUAACUAUGCAGGAUGGAUCUCUCCCUUCUGCAAAAUGUCUCUAACAGCAUUUGAAAGUGGAAAUCUGGUUCUCUAAAAAAGACUAUAUCGACUGUUUGAAUCCUUGCUAGGACAAUCUCCGCGUCUAGCCAGAAGAACCGAGAAUGGGAUCUGUUCUUGAACGGACUCGUGCUGGGGAAAUUCAUUUGCUGGCCACAGGUUGACUUUCGGCUAUAAAGACUGCUGCCAUGUGCCUUUUCUGGGGGAAAAAACAUACGUUGUUGCGUAUUUGUUGAACUGACACAGCAAGAUACUCAUAUUUUUACCUCUUGGAAAUUUAUCAAAGAUCCCGUUUGUAUUUUUCUUGAGAUUUGAACCUAUUCGCAGUGGGGGGGGGGAGUAUAUUCCCUUGAUGUCUCCUUUUUGAAGGGAAAGGGGGAAACACACUUUCUACCAUUCUCCCAUGCUGUGUUGCUGCAUUUAUUUGAUAAGGAAGUGGCAUGACCUGAAUCGUGGAAAAUAACAGUUCUCCAAUUUUGUUGAGACUCUUUAUAAAAGACACUAAAGCUCUCAAUGUUUUGGAUAAGUGACGUUGAAGUUUGGAUUUUCUACCUUCCUUCCUCUGCUCUGCCGGUAAAAGUUGCACUUUUUAGAAUACGAUCCGAUUUAAUAGGAGAAUAAAAUGUUUCUUUCGAUCACGAGUAUUAAAAGAAUGAGAGCAGAAACUGGGGGAAGGGAUACAAGAUCAUUUAGAUCAGGGGUGUCCAAACUUGGGAACUUUAAGACUUAUGGACUUCAACUCCCAGAAUUCCCCAUCCAAUUCUAGGUGUUGAAGUCCGCAAGUCUUAAAGUUCCCAAGUUUGGACACCCCUGAUUUAGAAGCUAAAACAAAAUGUCUCCUAAAGCAGUGCCCACCCCCCAGCCUUCCUGGCUUUGUGGACUGGGGGGGGGGACGGACAGGGGAAGAGAGGAAAUGGUUCUGUGCCGGCAACAGGCACACACACUCCCAGAUCUAUUUCUGUUUCGUGCCCACCGCUCACACAAAUGGAGCUUCACACGUGUGUUUGUUUGAGUGCCCACCAUUUGCACAAAUAGAGCUGGGUGCUUGAAUUGUGUGCCUGCUGCUUGCCCAGCCUGGUUCCGAAUGGGCUGCAGCCUCAGGGGUUUGGGGACCCCUGUCCUAAAAGGGACAGUUUUUAAUUCAGUCUUCCCAAGAUUCUCAUUUUGGCUGCGGGGCUCUGCGUCUUUUGAUGCCUUCUCUUUAAACAGAGUCACAAGAUAUUGUGGUUUGUCUUUUUAGGAAAUGGAUGCUGGAUAUGAUUUUGGGAUGAAUUAAAGCAUCUCAUCUGGCAUUACCUGCUGACACAUUCCUGUGCUGUAAAAAAACAGGAGGUUGGUUGUAGGUUGGGCCAACAUCACGAUGGGGCUCACAAUAGCUCUUGGCCAGGACUUCCCUCCUUGUGCACCUACCUCAUGUCUUAAGCAGGUGCUGGAGUGUUGUUGUUGUUUUCUGGUUGUAGUUUGCUUUAUUUUUAAGUCCAGUUUUUUUUCCUGCAGAAUUUGCAGUAUCCGUUAGAAUUUAAACAGAAAGAAAUUUGAUGGUUCAGAAAUUUGGAUCUCUUUUGGAAGAGGGGAAGGUAAUUCCCAAAGCAUGGAUGCAAACUUUUGCACCUCUGCUUCUGAAAACUGAAUAAGCACUGCCCUGCUUAUUUGUCGUCUCCAAUUAAGUUAAAUAUUAUUUGGUGUGGUUUGAGAGGGUGCCCAACACAUUGGGAAGGUCCAACCUUCAGAAGCCACAUUGCUCUUAGGAACAUUCCCCAUGCCCUACAGAGAAAGGUAUAAUUUUAUGCCAGAAUAUCCAUCGUGAAAAAAUUAGGAAAUGCAAAGAGGUAAUCUAUGUAAGAUGACACCAUGGGAUGAUCACAAUCUUUCCCACCUGGUGUUUUCCAGAUGUUUUGGUCUUUUGGCCAGGCUAGGAGAUUGAAUGAAUAUGGACUGCAUUUGGAAGGGGUUUAUUUGAGGAAAUCACCUGUGAUCUGUGUUCAAUUGUGGACAAAUGUCCAGUUUUGAAUUUUCCCUUGUCCCUGUGUUUCAUCAGGUAUCUAUACAAAUUUAGCCACCUGAUUAUGGUUCUUGAAGACAAUGGGAAUUUUUUUUUCAUUUUACAUGGGUGACCAAUAGACCCUCCAGAAUCUGAUUCUGGUGUUUACAUCACUGUUACAAUCAGUUAACUCAGUUGCUACUAGUUUUAGUUGGGUGCUUUGAAAAUCAUUGCAGAAAUCACUCCCCGAAGAAAAUACUUUUGAAUGGGCUAGUAUUCUUAAUAUUAAUAUUAUUAUUGUAGUAGUAGUAAUAGUUUAAAAGUUCUACGAAGGUUCUCGUGGGACAGAUGGUACUUGAAUAGCAGUUCAGAGUUCUCACGCACGGUGGCUUAACACAACUUAAAGCUGCCAUAGUUGUGAAACACAGCUGUAGAAUACAGAAUCCAAAACUCUGCAAUCUUCCAUCUUACUGAAUUAGUCCUUGGAGUGCAGGUAUUCCUCUGUUCAGAUCAGUGUGUGAGAACACAGCACAUGUAGACCUUAACAGACUUCUUGUAUUUAUUUCGCAUUUUUAAGCAUUCCCUUCCUAUCAGCCCCCAUCUGUCUUAAUCUUGAUGGGAAUGGAAAGAGGUAGUCUUAACUUAAAAAGCAGCAACCUCAAACUCUCUACUUCCAAUUCCAGGAGAAUACAAAUAUGAGCCAAAUAAUGCAAUGUUGAAAAAUGCAAUAUUCUUCUCCUGUAUUGAUAUAGUAAUCCCUUUGGGCUUGGUGUUUGUAUGCAUGUGUGGGCUACUAUUUCUUACUGUUUAUUUUGGGAGAUUUGAAUUCAUUGCUGCAUAAUAUUGAUGAACAUAAUAUUGAUGUCUAAAUUUUGGGGAAUAUUCUGCUAACUGUUCCUGAAAUUUAGAGUUCCAGUAGGACUCUUGAAAGACUCGUGCGAGGCCCGUCAUUCCUGGUGGAGACACAUGGACAGAAGGUGGCAAAAAUCUGACAUGUGUCCAGCCUUUUGGUCAGGUGCAAAAUAUUAAACACUGGGAAACGUUUCACCUCGUUUGUAUUUUUUUUAAACAGCAGCUGAAGGUUGUGGCAAGGAAAGGUGGCUGUGGUUUGGGAAUACAAGUGAAGUAGAUGUACAAGCACACGUACCACACUACAUUGCCUCCACACACACACAAACCACCGUUCCUUUUGGAGCAGGGGUCUCCAACCUUGGCAACUUUAAGCCUGUUGGAUGUCAAUUCCCAGAAUUCCCCAGCCAACUUUGCUAGGAAGCAGCUUUGCUGGCUAGGGAUUUCAGGGAGUUGACGUCCGCCAGGCUUAAAGUUGCCAAGUUUGGAGACCCCAGUUUUGGAGUAGUCUUCCUUUUGUACCAAGAAGACCAGAGAAGUUGCAUUGCGGAAAUGGGUUGACAGGCAGGAUCUUGGCCCGCAAAGCAGGAUUGGCACCUUUCACCUCCCUGCACACCACAUUUAAAUUUAAAUUCUUUUUAAAUUUUGGCUUGCCCAUCGGUUCUUCUAAGAGGAGCUGACCUACGGGGCUAACCAGCUGGGUCUUGAGCCGUGUGGCAAAACAGGGAAGGCUUGGGCACGGCCCCUUCCUUUUUGUUCCCCCAUUAGAACAGGGUCUCCCAACUUGGAGGACUUGUGGACUUCAACUCCCAGAAUUCCUCAGCCAGUCCACAAGUCUUCAAAGUCGCCAAGUUUGGAGCGGCUGCACUAGAAGAACUCCGUCCCAGAAGAUUUGACUGGCAAGGGCUUCCUCUAAUCUUUCACAGGAACUGGAAGGGUCUUUUGGGAAAGCCCAGUUGAAUUUGGAUAGUGGGGAACGAUGGAGGCUUUUGAAAGAAUCCGACUUCUGGAGGACCAAUAGCGGUCAGCAAACGUUGGGAUGACAAUCAGUGGGCGAUACCUAGGAACUCAUUUCCUUUUGUAAUGUAAGCAUUUUGUAUUCACUGAAGCGCUCAAACAAAAUAAAAGUUGAAGACGUUGACAAAAGCUCA
Molecule: messenger RNA, 9861 nt
Organism: Thamnophis elegans (Western terrestrial garter snake)
Lineage: Eukaryota; Metazoa; Chordata; Lepidosauria; Squamata; Natricidae
Gene: AAK1
Product: AP2 associated kinase 1
Exons: 21
Coding region: 566-4246 (1226 amino acids)
Biological process (GO): protein phosphorylation
Molecular function (GO): ATP binding; protein kinase activity
Source: RefSeq, a predicted model, not a curated record